UUACUCUCAGCUAAAUACUUUUGUUUUUGUAAUUCCAUUAUUUCAACUGAACUAGCAAUAGGUGUUACCGUCCGACGAAGAAGACUAACUGGGAGAGACGAGACGAUGAUCGCCAACGGGGUAGACGAUGAGGAGAAAUGGCUCUCCGCUGGGAUCGCCGCCCUUCAGCAGAAUGCCUUCUACAUGCAUCGAGCUCUCGAUUCAAACAAUUUGAAGGACGCUCUCAAGUACUCUGCUCAGAUGCUUUCGGAGCUCCGCACUUCGAGGCUUUCCCCUCACAAAUACUACGAACUUUAUAUGAGGGCAUUUGAUGAACUGAGGAAAUUGGAAAUGUUUUUUAAGGAGGAAACUAGUCGAGGUUGCUCCAUCGUCGAGCUUUAUGAGCUUGUACAGCAUGCUGGAAAUAUUUUACCAAGAUUAUAUUUGCUCUGUACUGCGGGUUCUGUCUACAUAAAAUCCAAGGAAGCUCCAGCGAAGGACAUACUCAAAGAUCUUGUAGAAAUGUGUCGUGGAAUCCAGCAUCCUCUAAGAGGGCUAUUUCUAAGGAGUUACCUGUCUCAAGUUAGUAGAGAUAAAUUGCCUGACAUUGGCUCUGAAUAUGAAGGGGAUGCUGAUACUGUCAUGGAUGCUGUUGAUUUUGUGCUCCAAAAUUUCACUGAAAUGAAUAAACUCUGGGUCAGAAUGCAACAUCUGGGGCCAAGUAGGGAAAAAGAUAAAAGGGAAAAGGAAAGGAGUGAGCUGCGAGAUCUUGUCGGCAAGAAUCUUCACGUUCUCAGCCAGAUUGAGGGUGUUGACCUUGAGAUGUACAAAGAAACUGUUCUUCCCAGAGUGCUGGAGCAGGUUGUUAACUGCAAGGAUGAACUUGCUCAAUACUACUUGAUGGAUUGCAUAAUUCAAGUCUUCCCUGAUGAAUACCACUUGCAGACUCUUGAAACCUUAUUGAAUGCAUGUCCUCAACUUCAGGCUUCUGUCGAUGUUAAAACAGUGCUUUCUCGUCUUAUGGAAAGGCUUUCAAAUUAUGCUGCAUCUGGUCCGGAAGUGUUGCCUGAGUUUUUUCAAGUAGAAGCCUUUGCAAAACUUAACAAUGCCAUAGGAAAGGUUAUAGAAGCACAGGAUAAUAUGCCCAUUGGUGGAAUAGUUACUUUAUAUGCAUCUCUGCUGAAAUUCGCCUUACACGUACAUCCGGACCGACUUGAUUAUGUUGACCAAAUUCUGGGAUCAUGUGUAAAAAAAAUUUCAGGAAUUCAAAAGCUUGACGAUAGCAAAGCAACACAACAGAUUGUUGAACUUCUAAGUGCUCCACUUGAGAAAUUCAAGGAUAUAGACAUUGUAUUGAAACUGUCAAAUUAUCCUCGUGUCUUGGAUCAUUUAAAUGAUCGAACUAAUAAAGAGGUGGCAAAUAUUAUCGUACAUAAUAUAAUGAAAAACAGGACUUACAUAGCAACUGCUGAGAAGGUGGAGGCAUUAUUUGAAUUGAUGAAGGGACUCAUUAAAGAUUUAGAUGGAGAUAAUCAAGAUGAGGAUGAGGAGGACUUCAAAGAGGAACAAUAUAAUGUUGCUCGUCUUAUCCAGAUGCUCCAUAGUGAUGAUCCAGAAGAGAUGUUGAAGAUAAUACAAACUGUGAGGAAACAUAUUUUGACCGGAGGGCCAAGGAGGCUCCCUCAUACAGUCCCCCCACUUAUAUUCAGUUCUCUGAAGCUUGUACGACGACUGGAAGGUCUGGAUGAAAGUUUAUCUGACAAAGAGGCAUCAGCUACACCAAAAAAGAUUUUUCAGAUAGUAACACAGAUAAUCGAGGCUUUGUCAAGCAUACCAGUACCUGAACUGGCUCUUGGAUUGUAUCUGCAGUGUGCCGAGGCUGCAAAUGACUGUGAUCUGGAACCUGUGGCCUAUGAAUUUUUUACCCAAGCUUAUAUAUUGUAUGAAGAAGAAAUCACGGAUUCAAAAGCUCAAGUGACUUCCACGUAUCUAAUAAUUGGGACACUUCAAAGAAUGCGCGUCUUUGGUGUUGAGAAUAGAGACGCCUUGACACAUAAAGCCACAGGGUAUUCUGCAAAGCUGUUGAAGAAACCUGACCAGUGUCGGGCAGUCUAUGCAUGCUCACAUCUCUUCUGGCAUGAUGAUCAUGAUAGCAUCAGAGACGGAGAAAGGUGUGCCAUCGAAUUCUGUCCACUGGUCUUGCUCUGCUUAAAACGAGCAUUGAGAAUUGCAAACGCUGUUCAACAAAUGGCCAAUGCAACAAGGGGUAGCAGUGGAUCAGUUAUCCUUUUUAUAGAGAUACUUAACAAGUAUCUGUACUUCUACGAAAAAGGAGUUCCGCAGAUUACAGUUGAAUCCAUCAAGGAUCUGAUCGAAUUGAUCAAAAACGAGAUGCAUGGUGAUGACACGCAUUCAGACCCAGCGGCAGAUGCUUUCUUUGCAAGUACGCAGCGGUAUAUGCAAUUCCAGAAUGACAAAGGUGGUUCUCUGGGCGACAAGUACCAACUCAUCACCGUAUAAUUUACACAUCACAUCAAUAUUGAUUGCGUUUACAUCAGAAGUGUAUUAGUAGUCGGUUUUGAUUUGAUCCUUCACAUAAAGAAAACUUGCCAGCCUUUGCCCAUCGAGCUAACAAAGUGGUUUCUAUCUGGAGCUCAUCGACCUCUGAAAAUAUCUGCAGAGCUGGUAUAACUCUUGAAUUUACGACACGAGUUGAAAAUCUUGUUUAUCAUAAGCAUGUUUGUGGUACAUAUAUAUAUUUCAACUGCAAUUUGAGCUUUCUGUAGUAACCAAAAGGAAAACUACACUUUUUCUUGUUC
This is a messenger RNA of Andrographis paniculata, 2798 nucleotides long. Its product is annotated as vacuolar protein sorting-associated protein 35A-like. The record is from RefSeq and is a predicted model, not a curated record. Lineage: Eukaryota; Viridiplantae; Streptophyta; Magnoliopsida; Lamiales; Acanthaceae. Gene Ontology annotation, biological process: retrograde transport, endosome to Golgi; intracellular protein transport. The transcript is spliced from 22 exons. Bases 106 to 2499 code for a protein of 797 amino acids. Gene Ontology annotation, cellular component: retromer complex; retromer, cargo-selective complex; late endosome.